Molecule: messenger RNA, 997 nt
Organism: Pecten maximus
Lineage: Eukaryota; Metazoa; Mollusca; Bivalvia; Pectinida; Pectinidae
Product: metalloproteinase inhibitor 3-like
Exons: 7
Coding region: 105-629 (174 amino acids)
Biological process (GO): negative regulation of membrane protein ectodomain proteolysis; negative regulation of endopeptidase activity
Cellular component (GO): extracellular matrix
Molecular function (GO): protease binding; metalloendopeptidase inhibitor activity
Source: RefSeq, a predicted model, not a curated record
CCCGAUUCUGACCAACAUACAACAAUUACCGGAAAUAUGGCAACAUCAUCGUCCACCAAACACACGCCUGGCCUCCUACACAUUAUAUCACAGCUGUCUUCAAGAUGAACGAGUUGUAUGGAAGCAGUGAUAUGCAGUUAUUAUGUUGCCACACUUCCGGAGGAAGUCGACAUACAUCUUUAAAUACACAGCAUUACCCCAACAUAAACAAACACUCCAGCCUCCGGCUACAACUCGACUGGUUGUGUGGGAUAAAAGGAGAAACAUACCCGGACAGAACCAUGGCAGUUGUGCGAAUGACUUUGGCUUUGAUGGCGAUCUUGACCGUGGCACGGAUGUCACAAGCCUGUCUCUGCGGACUAAGACACCCACAGGAAAACUUCUGCGUUGCCGAUUUCGUGUUGAGCGUGAAUGUCAUUGAAAUGGAGGAAAUAUACGGAAAUUCACUUCCUCGCCAUCAAUUUCCCUUGGAGGUCAAGUACACCGUCGAUAUCAGCUUUGUGUUCAAGUGGUCUGAUGAGUCCAAUAUAUCUGACCAAAUCUACCUGUUUACUGGAGGAUCAGAAGCGUCCUUGCAGACAGGACCUGGAGGUUGGCAACUCGUAUGUCGUAAUGGGAUAUGUGUAUGACGGCAAGAUGUACUUCGGCCAGUGUGACUGGACAACAAGAAAUGAGGACCUCACUGAACAUAUGAUUAGGGGAUUACGGUUCAAGUACCGUAGGGGAUGUAACUGCAAGAUACAAACUUGCUAUGGUGACCAACACUGUGAUUCCCUCGGUAACCAAAACAACACGUGCCUGUGGAUGUCCAGUAACGAAUGCGACCGACAAUUCGGAUUCUGUACAGAAAGACCGGACAUAGGAUGCGCAUGGCGACGCAACGGGAUGCGAAGGAACUGCUUACGUGGAUUAACUAACGCAUGAUAUGACAUACUGGAUAUAGAAGAUGUAUGGAAAUCACUUGAAUAGCGUAAAAUAAAGUAUUGCAUUCCAAUUA